UCCGCGCCCCGCCCUCAGCCCCGGCGCGCAGGGUGGGCCGGCGCAGGCCGAGCGAAGCGGGGAGCGCCGCGCUCGGUGCGUCGCUGCUCCUUCUGCGCCGGGCCCCCUCGCCCCGGUCUGCAGGAGGAUAGCGUUGUGUUUAAAAUGGAAGUUGACAUAAAUGGAGAGUCCAGAACUACCCUAUCCACCCGCGCUGUGCCUCUUGCAGAGGUGAGUCCUGUGGGCAGGAUGGAAGCAGAGAAACCCCGCUGUUCCAGUACCCCCUGCUCACCAAUGCGACGGAUGGUUGCGGGAUAUCAGAUCCUUCACAUGGAUUCUAACUACCUGGUCGGCUUCACUACUGGAGAGGAGCUGCUGAAACUAGCCCAGAAGUGUACAGAAAGUGAAGAGAAUAAAGGGGAAUCUGGGUCGAACUUGUGCUCCAAACAGCUUGAUUCAGGACUUGCACGUUCCUCCCGUUUGUACAAAACUAGAAGUAGGUACUAUCAGCCAUAUGAGAUCCCAGCGGUAAAUGGAAGGAGAAGGAGACGGAUGCCCAGCUCAGGGGAUAAAUGCACUAAGGUUUUACCAUAUGAACCUUACAAGGCACUUCAUGGUCCCCUGCCUCUUUGCCUUUUAAAAGGUAAAAGGGCUCAUUCAAAAUCACUGGACUACCUCAAUUUAGACAAAAUGAGCAUUAAGGAACCUGCUGACACAGAAGUGCUACAAUACCAGCUCCAACACCUUACCCUUAGAGGGGACCGUAUGUUUGCAAGAAAUAACACAUGAGCUAUCAUCUUGAAUUUAGAAUCAAUUCCUGAAUAUUUCUCUGUUGCUGCAAAAAUCUACUGUUGUACUGUAUACAUGACUGUCCACAUUGUAGAUGGCUGUAAUGACUAAAUAUUAUCAGAAAGUAAUUUAUUUAAAUAGAAACUUGGCAAUACGUUACAAAUACUUGGAGGGAGAAAUCUUUCCUGAGCAAGCAGCUUCUGAUGCAAAUUUGACUGCAAUUGAUUAAUAUUUCUUUUAUCAAAAAAAGCUUUUGAUUUUUGGGUUUGUGAUUUUUUUUUUUUUUUGUACAGUUAGAGUUAGUAUUUACAGUAAUUUAACACAGAAAAAUUGGUGAUGUCUGCUUAGUUGUUGCUAAUUUUGUCUUGAUGUUAGAAACUGCUCUUGGAUAGGCACUCAAGUAUAGCAGGUUUUUUGGUUUUAGUUUUUGUUACUAUAUUCUACAGUAAAAUGUAUGAUUUAGUGUUUUGUUUUUGUUUUUUUUUUUUUUUGUACAUCAUGGAGAGGAAAGUGAGCUUAAAUAAAUUGGAUCACUCACUAUUUAAAUAAUCCAGUUCAAACAUUUUCAAACUGCACUUGCCCUGGUGAUGAGGGUGGGAGUCGUUCAUAAAACAAACCUUUGCUACUUAAAAAAUAAUUUAACAGGAUUUAGAUUUGACAUGGAAUUAAUUACUUUGCCUCCUCUGUUCCAUAAAACUUGUUCAGGAUAAGCAGUUGGGUUACUAAAACCAAAUCUUUUGGGGAGUAAAGAUAUUUUUUUUUUGUUAGUGGGAUUUAUUUUUUACAUUGUUUUGACACACAAAGAAGGAUUCACAGAAGAUUCCAGUAAAUACACUGGAAUGUCUGCAUUGGUAUGUCAAUAAUGUUUUUUCUUUUAAUUAAUUAUUUCUGUAUCAUCUAUACUAGCAGAAGGGGUCAAAUAACUUCAGCGUUGCUUUGGAAAUUCAGUUGAUUUGAAGCACGGAACACUUCAGAUCUGGAAGGCCAUUUUUUUUCUGAUGGAGUGCAGGUGGAGUAUUUCUGUAUCGGCAUUGAAGAGAUAAUCCUGGAUUAUUCAACAGAGUAGAUUGAAUACACUAGUUUACUUCUGUUACUUAAGAAUUUUUUAUCUGAACAUGACACCAAAUGUAGUUUUGACAGCUGUAUUCCUAGAUGGAUUUAAAACAUUUUAGUAACUUAUGUUUAAAAAUUAAAAAUAAUUUUGAGACCUUUUUUUUUAGGUGCUAUCUUUUACUGAAGCAGCGUGCAACUUGGGUUUGGCUGAUGACCUCUGCAGAAGAAGUUAAAAAUAAGAUCACGUUGUUUUGAAAUAUAAAUUAUUUUAUCAGUUGUUGCUGGUAGAAUUAAGAUUUUGUUUGUUUGUUUGUUUGUUUAUCAUACAGAAUUAAUGGAAAGCACUAGUUAGUGCGUGUACUGUGGAAAAUAAGGGUUCUUUUCAUGCUGGCUUUUACUCCACAGUUGUAAAUGAAGGCAACGCAGUAGUCUGCAUUUUGGUGGUUUGGUUAUCUUUUUUUUAGGUUUAUUAGAAUGUUUGCAACAAACUGAGAUGUAUUUUUAGAAGUUAACUACACCUAUAUAAAUCUAAUGCAUUGAGCAAUGAUCCUGAAAGUAAAAUCUUCCUAUAUAGUCUGUAGUUUGAAAAACAGAUUAAGGUCAGAUGCCAAAGAGAUGGGGGUUUUGUUUAAGGAAUAAACACCACUGCUUAUUGCAAUACCCUAUGAAACUGUAUUUCUGGCUGAAAAAUAAAAAGGGUAGUAUAAGCACCUAUUGUUGUGGAGUCUUUGCUGUGUAGGAGAAAGUUGACAUUUAAAAAAUACAGCUUUAGACCAGGGAUCAUUUAAAGACAUCUUUAAAGCAGGAAGCUUGGACUUCUGUGAAAUAGAUGCUUAGGUUUGUUACUUUGUUUCAGAAAAUUGAAUUGUUUCAGGAGUUACUAAUAUUUUGUGCAUGUUUCUAAUGUCAUCCUGUGCAGUAAGUGUAUAGCUACACUAAUAGAUUGCUAUCUAGCCAAGUUCAAACAUAAAAAACGUGUUAGUACUUUAUCUGUUUGAUCAUUUGCUCAUGAAGGUGCUUACAUGUAAUAUUAUUUGCUUAAUAUACAGAAUUGCAGCUCUCAUAGCAUAUCCUCAUUCAAGAGCUCACUGUUUUGUGAGUUUGGUUUGUAACAUUCUUUAUCAUAAACUUUUGUAUCCGUGAGGAGUUCCUGUUUUUACCUGUAAAUUAAGCAAAAUCUCAGCCAAAUUAAAGCUUUUGAUCUUGUCUUAUUUUUGCUGUUUAUAAUGUCUUCCAUUAAACUAGUUAUUAAAAUGAAAGAUGAAAUGGUUCUUCAGACUGCUAAAGUGAAAUUAUGAACAAUACGGACCUUUCAAAGUGAAUUCUUGCUGUUCUUGUAAUAAAGUAAAAGAUUAAAAAAAAAAAAAAAGCAUCAAAAAUAGUUUCCAUCUUGGCUUUAGUUGUCUUUCAGAGGAUUAGAAGAGUGAAGGUAGAAAUGACAUGGCAUAGUAACACAAAACUUCCAUUUAACCAAAGUAGAUCUGGAAUCAAGUACAAAUGUGUAAACUUGGAUAUGGAGGCAGAUCUUAAAUAUAGUCACACUGCUGGCAUUUUUUAAAACAAUAUACCAAAAAAGGAUCGGUAUGAAAUCCAUGCUUUAUUUCAGUGUUUUCUUUCUACAUUUCAGGUAUAAACUUGUAACUACUCCUGUCCUGCUGUUUUAUUUUUUGUAUUUACAGCUGCACAUAGUACCUAACUGACCUUCUGUUUUCCUCUGCCUUCUCUUUGUCCAUCCAUUGGGUUCUGACUUAUACUCAGUUCUCUUGAGUGGUGAUCUCUCUUGCUGAAUAUAUUUACUGUAGUGGGAAUUGUUAAUUGCAGACUAGGACUACUAGACAAUAUUGCAAAAUAAGUAACAGACAAGCUUUUAGAAUUUUCUAAAAUUGCUCUCCUGGAUGUGUGGGUUUUUUGUUUUGGUUUGGUUUGGUUUUCUGCUGGGAAGAACAGAGGAAAGGAGAAAGUUUAUUUUUAAACAACUUCCAAAAUCUACAAUAUCUGCACAAGUAUCAGCUGAUUGGUGUCAGUAAAUCUAGGUGCUGUAAGGCUGUAUAAUUUGCUUCUGAAGAAAUUAAAAAGCCAGCCAGAACACAAGACUCUGGUCUGAAA
This is a messenger RNA of Tyto alba (common barn owl), 3927 nucleotides long. It is a transcript of the gene MACIR, whose product is annotated as macrophage immunometabolism regulator. Gene Ontology annotation, biological process: negative regulation of cytokine production involved in inflammatory response; negative regulation of fibroblast migration. Bases 145 to 768 code for a protein of 207 amino acids. Lineage: Eukaryota; Metazoa; Chordata; Aves; Strigiformes; Tytonidae. The record is from RefSeq and is a predicted model, not a curated record. The transcript has 2 exons.